UUCUUCCGGAAGACGUGUUCCUUCUACUUCCGGAAGACGUCUACCUUCCGGAAGACGUUCCGUUGGUUUUCGUUGGCCGCGCUGCGAAUGUGGACGAGCCUGCCAUGUCGUACCGUAAUGCCGAGAUGCUGCCCGUCGGCGUCACCACCGCCACCACCACCACCACGGUGAAGAAAAAGAAGCAGAAGACAGCUGGCGGUGGUGGCGGUGGCGGUGGUGGUGGUGGUGGUGGCGGUGGUGGUGGUGGUGGUGACGAGGGUGAGCUGCUGGAGCUGGCUCUCGCCGCUGGGGUUCGACUCCACCCAGAGGUCUUCAAGGUGGUGCUGGACCUGCUCAAGAUGAACGUUGCCCCGCACGCGGUGCUGCAGGUGCUGAGGGCCAUGAGUGGGGGCACCACUGGUGGUGUGGAUACUCGUG
Molecule: messenger RNA, 417 nt
Organism: Petromyzon marinus (sea lamprey)
Lineage: Eukaryota; Metazoa; Chordata; Hyperoartia; Petromyzontiformes; Petromyzontidae
Source: RefSeq, a predicted model, not a curated record